AUGACGCCCUUCCAACACCUGUUGGAAAGAUCAGGUGUCGGCGAGAUCAAGGUCUGGUCCAUAAGAUGCGUGUCCCUAUACACAGUACAUGCUCGUACGGAGUUUAUAAAGGGUUCUGGAUGUGUGUACAAGCAGGAACCCGUAGAUCCGCAAGGGCGCGCGCUUGUAAAAGGAAACGUCCGGAAUGGCAUUGCGCGUGCGUGCGUGUGUGUGUGUGAUAGAUAG
This is a messenger RNA of Symbiodinium necroappetens, 225 nucleotides long. The record is from the annotation of a GenBank genome assembly. NCBI's taxonomy places the organism in Eukaryota, Dinophyceae, Suessiales, Symbiodiniaceae.